AUGUUGGCUUCUGUGGAUCUUGCUAACUGGGAUACCCAGGCUUUCUGUGCCGAAGUCGACCAGGACGAUAACAAGACCAUGCAAAAUUUCCUCACACGUAUGGCCGGCUACAUCGAGUAUCAGCUGUCGAUUCCGCCUGCCUUGGACGACGAGCCGCGUAUCCGUCCCUUGCAGGGCACCGUCAUAGAAGAUAUAAUCCCAGAAGAUCUUACCGAGGACCAAGCGCUCUUGCAAUACGAUUCCGACAACGAAUCGUCCGACGGCGACGCUCCUCAGCCAAUGCAACAUCUGACCGGCCACUGGAAGCCGCGAAGCGGAAAUAUCAGCAUACUUCCGCCGAUGUAUGCCAGAGAAAUUGCACAAUUGACAGGAUCAUCACUCUUCGCCGAAGAAGCCGAGAAGCGCUAUCGAAUCUAUCAAGGCAAUUUUCAGCUCGCUCUUGAGAAGCUUGUGAGGCUUGAGCCUUUACUGGAAACUCUCGCAGCGCAGGCUAGCAAUUGGUCUCUCCGUGCGACUGGCAAUCUUCUCGUCUGGCCUCCCAACCACCAAGACUCUAAACUAGAGUACGUCAACAUGGUGCCUGAUCACUUCUCCUACCACCGUGUCGUCGUCAACCGCCAGGAGCAAACCCUCUUUAGUAAAGUGCUUGGUGAGCUCCGUGUGCUGGAUUCAAGGACGAGGCUUCUGGAAGUACCUCCCAACCUGGAGUACCGCGGUGUUACACAUACUGUUGAGUGCCAAGCUUCGAAGAUCUGGGAAACACAACAAUACGCAAGUUUUGGAGAUCCUAAAAAUAUGGUCCCCAUCGUCACGUCUAAUCCGGCCUCCGCGGACAAUAGCGAGACAGGGACGGUGAAAGGUGCCGAUAAUGACAGAAUUACGGCGUGGACGCACAACAUUGUCCCUUCGGCGAAUCCUGAGAUUACCCCUGAAGCACCGGUGGAGCAGGCACCGCCUCCACGCCGCAGAGUCAUACUCCAUUCUGACAGCGAGGACGAUGAGCCAGCUCCGCGAGCUAGGAAACCUGCUCCUUCAAUCGUCCCGCCAGCCACAUCAGCUCCUCUCGUCCAACUAUCAGAUGAAGAGGAUCUGAUAGAAGCCUCGGUACAACAAGCCGUCAAGUCUGCACCCUUUCUAUCCUCUUCCAACAACGUCAAGAACAACAACGACACCCUCAUCGACGUCUCGGAAGAAGGGAGUACGCUUGCGAAUAGAUCGUCUACAGUUGCAUUUGGGGCUCUGCCAUCCAGCCUGGAGGAAGACACUGCUACCAAUGCAAGACAGUCUCCCACCACUCGAACGAACUCAAUCGCCAACGAUGGAAACUCAGGCAUGCUAGAACGGAUGGCCCACAGCCCUCGUGCCCAACCAGUAGAACUGGUCGGUGACCAAGCUCACAUCGAUACGCAGGCGGAAAGCCUCGCAGAGUCACAUGAGGUCGCUUCUCGGUCUACAGACAUACCAACGACGAUCCCAGAAGAUCCGCCGUCUCUGCCUUACCGAAGACCUGUCUUUGAUCCUAACGCAUAUCGAUCACCCCCACAACCAGCUCGGCAUCACCGUGGCCGGGGAAGUCAACGUAGGCGCGCUAAUGGUCACCAUCGCGGCAGUAUUCAAGGCGACAGAAAUCCAAACAAUAACAACGCUCAUCAACCACGACCCAAACCAGCUCCUACACGAGCUUCUCCUCGAGGUGGUCAUCGAGGGGGCGGACAUGCAGGCCCUUGUAUCGCUGCACCUGGCGGAAGAUCCGUGAACGGUCGUGAUACUGUAGUGGAUAUGCCGCCUGCAUCUGACAGCAAUCUGAUCGACCUCCGAGUACCAGCUACUGCGAGCCGUGCUCCUGUUGUGCCUCCCGGUUUCGAGUCGAUAGUGCCGCUCGUGCCGGAAACCGUCUCCCGGGCACCUGCCAUCCCACCCGGGUUUGAGUCCGAUAUUGCUCCAAGACAAGCUGCUGAUACCCAUUUCGAGGCCGUGCAGUUACAGAGUGUGUGCGAAAACCCGUCACCAACUAAGCCGCCGUCCCAAACCCAUGUGCGAUCCAGCACCGCCUCACAAUCUCCGAGCUCCGGGCGAUCCCGCAACACCCGUUUGAAGUUUAGUGACGAGGGUUCAGAAUGGGUCACCACAUUCAUACCCAAGGUUGACCAGGCGGUGUUGAGGGAAAAAUCCCUACGGGAAGCUAUGGCAGCCAUGGCAGCCAUGGCAGGCAAGAACAAGAAAGCCGACGAAGAAGAACCGCCCAAGAAACAUUCAACCAUGCGCCAGCAGGCCGGGAAUCCUGGCACGCCUUUGAAGAAACCUUCGAAGAAGGAGACCAAAGAAGAAGCGGCGGCGCGCAGAAGACGAGCGAUCGAGGAGGCUCACGGUCCGACCCCGACGGCCGGUCCACAACGAUCAACCACCUCAAGCGUCGAAGACAUGAGCGAGUGGAAGAAAAAGCAGAUGAAGAAGAAGACACCCAUGGCGCAAGCACAUCCCGAGAUCGUAGGAGACAGUCUUCGAGACCAAGAGGCCUACAAGCUUAUCGGGCUUUUGCAACCCGUGUUUGAGGUAGGGAGGCUUCUGCCCGGGAAACUCAACUUUGAAAUCCAAGUCGGGCAAGUCCUCGUCACGCCAGGACAACAGGUGCUCGACAAGACUUUCCACAGCGUCGAGGAUUGGAAGUCCUACUUCGACCCGCGCAGAUCUGGCCAUACUUUCUCCAGCUUCACCAAGAUUUUGACGUCCAACGGCGCCGAUAUCGAUCGCGCCCUCGAAACAAAGGGUGCUGGCAGAGGAGGCAACCUCAAGCUGUGGGAUCCCACGCCCAGCUCUCUAUCUGUCAGCUACGAGUUCCAGUGCCAGAGCCGAUCCAACGAGAACUUCCAGAUCGUCGUCGACGAGAGAGGGGGCUAUGAGUUACGAAAGGGGCUGGUCAACGUGGGCACGAUCAGCAUCCACGUUCCCGCUCAGAUCUGGGACCUCUCGGCCGCUCUGUCUGGGCCGUUGAAGUGGUCUGACCCGUCGGACACGGUCGCGCACAGUGUCAAGACCUUUGUCGAGUCACUUUACAUCUUGCCCGACCGGAAGAAGAUCAUGCUGUACUUCCGCCCGCCUCACGAUGGCGAAUUCAAGAUCCGCAACCUCAUCGUCAAGAGAGUCAGCCAUCAUCCGAGCAACAGACCCGAUGGCAAAGACCUUGCGCUCAAGGUGACCGAGGCCAAGAAUCUGCAGUUCAAGGUGCACGCCGAUGACAAGAAGCUGUGGCUGGCCUACGAACCCAUCCUCGAGCCCGGCGAAGAGGCAGAUUAUAAGCUGCAACUUGCCGACGCCGGUCGAAUCCACUACGAGCUGUCGGUUGUCCAUCGUGCCAUUAACCAAGUCCUCGCAGAGAACGAGUCUCUUGAGAUUGGCGAACUCACUGCGGCCGAAACCACGGGCCAGACCCUUCUCGACCGCACCGUCAUCCGUUCCAUGCUCGACGCUGCCGUCCAGCUGGUCUCGAAAAUCGACUACAUCGGCAUGUGGAACUACGGGACGCAAAAGCGCCUGCAAGAAGAGGAGAACGAGCGGCGGGAGAAAUUGCUGGGCCCUCGCGGUAGAACGGUUGUCGCUCCGGGCGUAGGCCUCGUCCAUGGUUCUAUCAUGGGGGCCAGCCGUAUGCCUACAAUGUCAGGCAGCACGACAGGCGGGCCUUCGGCGCAGCAGCAGCCCAUCCCUGGCAUACGCUUGAACACCGUGGCCGAGAUCAUGGUGGACGAGUCUGGCAACCACUACUACCUGGGCAUGGGUGGUGCGAGGGUUCCCAUCCCGGAGUCGCAAGAGAUUAUUGACCCCGCGGCUACGGUGGUGCCGGACGACAGUGCGAGCAAUGCUGGGAGAGGCCCUCAGUUCGUGGGCGCGUCUCGGUUUGUUGAUCGAGGAGCGGCAUUCUGGUGA
This is a messenger RNA of Cladophialophora carrionii CBS 160.54, 3921 nucleotides long. RefSeq lists its product as uncharacterized. The transcript has 2 exons. The record is from RefSeq and is a predicted model, not a curated record. The coding region runs from base 1 to 3921 and encodes 1306 amino acids. Lineage: Eukaryota; Fungi; Ascomycota; Eurotiomycetes; Chaetothyriales; Herpotrichiellaceae.